This is a messenger RNA of Phragmites australis (common reed), 907 nucleotides long. Its product is annotated as two-on-two hemoglobin-3-like. Gene Ontology annotation, molecular function: oxygen carrier activity; oxygen binding; heme binding. The coding region runs from base 91 to 606 and encodes 171 amino acids. The transcript is spliced from 4 exons. Lineage: Eukaryota; Viridiplantae; Streptophyta; Magnoliopsida; Poales; Poaceae. Gene Ontology annotation, biological process: oxygen transport. The record is from RefSeq and is a predicted model, not a curated record.
GUCGCGUGAGCAACACGGCCACACAUCGCCUCGCUUCACUUGUCCUCGUGCUCCAGCCAAGUCAACUCGGCCAACGAGCGCUGCGGCGGGAUGCAGUCACUGCAGGAGAAGGCGUCGGAGUGGAGCGGCGUGGCGGUCGGCGACGCCUUCGCCAUCGACGACGGCAACGUCUUCGAGGCGCUCGGCGGCACCCCGCAGCCCUUCGUCGACCUCUACACCAACUUCUACACCAGGGUCUACGAGGACGAGGAGGAGUGGUUCCGGGAGAUAUUUGCGGUGUCAAAGAAGGAGGACGCCAUCCGGAACCAGUACGAGUUCCUGGUGCAGCGCAUGGGCGGCCCGCCGCUCUUCUCCCAGAGGAGAGGACAUCCUGCCCUUAUAGCACGGCAUCGACCAUUCCCGGUUACUCACCAAGCUGCAGAGAGAUGGUUACACCACAUGCAGCAAGCUUUGGACACUACUGCAAGCAUAGACGCAGACACAAAACCAAAAAUGAUGAACUUCUUUAGGCACACUGCGUACUUCCUUGUUGCUGGUAAUGAGAUGACAAGGCAAGGCCAGGGAGUAACCUGCAAACAUUCAACCAGUAAGCCGGCUGAGAAAUGAUUCAAGCUUUGAGCUAGAAACCGUGGCAUCUGAAUAAAAUAUUAUACAGCCCUUUUAUCUCCUCCGCCAUUACAGAAACUCAUGUACAAUGGAGAUUAAACCAUCUGGGCAUUCAAAGAAACAAUUGCGCUGACUCUUGUAUGCGUAUAGCCACUCUUGAGCAGGGAGCGUACUCAAAACUGGAUAAAUCUAGCUUAUUUGGAUGUGUUUAUUCUGCUUCAGAGUUUUUGUGUAAUGUAACGUGUGAGGAUGUUUCUUUUGCAACUUUAACUUCACCAUGAUUAAACGGCAUCAUAUUUCA